Messenger RNA from Adineta ricciae, 471 nucleotides. The record is from the annotation of a GenBank genome assembly. Lineage: Eukaryota; Metazoa; Rotifera; Eurotatoria; Adinetida; Adinetidae.
AUGAGUUCAGCUGCUAACUCCAAGAUUUUUACAUCUUUACUCGAAUUAGAGAAUAAUCCAAAACUAAACCAGUAUGAUCCUCAUCUAUGCAGAGAUAUACACAUUAAACUAGAUCAAGAAGCACGAGCAGAAGGUUUAAGCUAUGAAGAGCGCUUUGAAAUGGCGAAAAAGAAUCUAUCAGUGUUUCAUAAAUGGUCAUCGAUAUUUCCUGCUGGUAUAUCCCAAUGCUUGAAAGAAUACUGGAAAGAACGAGUUAGCUCAGCUCCACUUGAUCCACGUUUUCCGAACGUCAAUCAGACAAAACGAUGCUGGGUGAAUUAUGUCGAUUAUCAUCGGUGUAUGGAAAUCAAAAAUGAUGAGAAAGUGUGCGGAUAUUUCAAACAUCUUUACAAAGAUUUAUGUCCAGAAGAAUGGACUAGUAAAUGGGAUGAUCAAGUAGAACGUGGUGUCUUUCCAGGCAUACAUGACUGA